This is a messenger RNA of Eublepharis macularius, 3298 nucleotides long. Its product is annotated as death-associated protein kinase 2-like. The transcript has 12 exons. The record is from RefSeq and is a predicted model, not a curated record. Gene Ontology annotation, molecular function: ATP binding; protein serine/threonine kinase activity. NCBI's taxonomy places the organism in Eukaryota, Metazoa, Chordata, Lepidosauria, Squamata, Eublepharidae. Gene Ontology annotation, cellular component: nucleus; cytoplasm. Gene Ontology annotation, biological process: positive regulation of apoptotic process; intracellular signal transduction; protein phosphorylation. The coding region runs from base 560 to 1774 and encodes 404 amino acids.
CCGAGCCUCCCGCCGGCUGAGGCGGCCGCGGCUGAAGGGGAAGCGGGGGGCGGGCGCUGGGCGCUGGGCGGGGAGAGGCCGGGCGGGGAGGGCCUGGCUCGGCGCGCGGGCUUUCCAUGCCAGGCGCUGCCGGCUGAGCGGCGCGUCGCUGGGAAGGGUCCCCCGGGCAGUGCCCUACCCGCCGCCGACCCAGCGGGGCUCCUGCCGAGGGCCACGCGGGGCCCACCCGCCUCGGGGCCGGGGCGGGUCGCGGGCUCCGGCUGGGCAGGGCCCGGGGAAGCAGGGCGGAAGUGGCCCGGCGGGAGGGAGCGCGCCUGGCCGGGGAGCAGGGCCGGACCCGGGCGAGGCCGCGGCAGGAGCCCCCUGCCCGCCUCUCCGCUCGCCGUGCCCGGCGGCCGCGACUGGCGCGGCUGCGGGGAUUGCAAGGCGGCCCGGCCCGGCCCGGCCCAGCCCGGCGGCCUCUUCCCGCCUGGCCGGCCCUGUGGGCGGGGAGGGAGGCGCGGCGCGGCGCGGCCCGUCGAGGCGCCCGGAGCCGCCGCGCCGCUUUCCCUCGCAGCCGAUGGCCAAGGACGGGGGUCUCGAGGGCCCGGCGGGCCGCCCGGGGGAUGAGCGCCAGGAGGCGAGUCGUGGCCGGUACGAAGACGUCGAGGACGAGGUUUUCGCGGGCGCGGAAGGGCCGGCGGUGGCGCCCUUGGCCGCCUUCCGCCACUGCAGCGUGGAGGAGCUUUACGUGCUGCUGGAGCCGCUGGGCAAGGGGCACUUCGGGGUGGUGAAGCGCUGCCAGGCGCGGAGCAGCGGCCUCUUCUUCGCGGCCAAGUCGGUGAAGGUGCGCAGGCGGAAGGGCAGCCGGCUGGGCAUGGACCGCGAGCAGGUGGAGCGGGAGGUCUCGAUUCUGCAGCAGCUGCAGCACCCGCACAUCAUGCGCCUGCACGACACCUUCGAGAGCUCCACCGAGGUGGUGCUGAUCCUGGAGCUCAUCCAAGGCGGGGAGCUGUUUGACUUCAUUGCGGAGAAGGAGGUGCUGACCGAGGCCGAAGCCAUCGAAUUCCUGCAGCAGAUCCUGCAAGGCGUGGCCUACAUGCAUUCCUGCCACAUCGCCCACUUCGAUCUGAAGCCAGAAAAUGUAAUGCUGUUUCAGAAGGACGUCCCCAACCCCAAGAUCAAGAUAAUUGAUUUUGGCUUGGCUCAAAAGCUUCAGGAAGGAGCCACCUACAAAAGCCUCUGUGGGACUCCGCAGUACAUUGCUCCUGAAGUGAUCAACUAUGAGGCUCUGAGCUGUGCAACAGACAUGUGGAGCAUUGGGGUGAUUACAUACAUCUUGCUGAGCGGUAUGUCUCCAUUCCAAGGGGAGACCGACACGGAGACGCUAUCCAACGUCGUCGCUGGCUCCUAUGAGUUUGAGGACAAAUAUUUUGGCCAGACCUCCGAGCUGGCUAAGGACUUCAUUCGACAGCUUCUGGAGAAGGAGCCCAGCAACCGAAUGACAGCCGCAGAGUGCCUCAUCCACCCGUGGAUCAAGCCCCUGAGCCGGAAACAGGCAGCCAGCCGCAGCCGCUCCUCGAUUAACAUGAAAAACUUCCGUCGGUUCAAUGCUCGGAGGAAGUGGAAGCUCUCCUACAAUAUGGUGUCAGCGUGCAACCGCUUGUGCCGCAUGCAGCUUUUGUGCCGUCAGAGGAAGGAGGACGAGAGCCUGCGUGACUGCGAGAGCGACCAAGAAGAUGGUGCCUGUAGCCCUGGGGCGCUGCUGCGCCGGCGAAGAAGCAGUUGCUCUUGAACUGGGGCCUGCCCACCCUCUCCCCUGCCUUGCCCUCCGUCCCGUCCCGUCCCUUGCUUGCCCAUCUGUCCAGCCACAGCAUGACCUGGAGCAUGCACCGCCACAGACCAGUGGCCUUCCGGCCGAAACACUUCCUGCCCAGCGGGAGAGGUGGGCUGCUGAGAAGCUGUGGAGGUGGAGAGCCCUGGGGAGGAGCUGCCUCCCUGCGGGCUCAGGGGAGACCCUGGCCAGGUGUGUCAGGGGCGGUCAGCUCCGGAGUCCCGCUCCCCUUGCCCUGGGCACCAUCCGGCACACGAGGUUCCUCCCCUUGGGGUCAUCCCCUAACGUGUGGAGCCUCUGGAUCUGCCUGGGGAGCUUCACUGGGUGCCCCUCCCUGGGUCCAAGGACCCCCUUGGUGACCAGGAAAGCCCCGGAGCCCAGGCAGGAAGGGCCCGGGUGCAGCACUUGCAUGCCUGAACUCUUUCUCAUAGAAUCAUAGAGUUGGAAGGGGCCAUACAGACCAUCUAGUCCAACCCCCUGCCCAGUGCAGGAUCAGCCUAAAGCAUCCCUGACCAGUAUUCAUCCAGCCUCUUCUUGAAAACUGCCAGUGAAGGGGAGCUCACCACCUCCCUAGGCAGCUGAUUCCACUUUUGAACUACUCUGACGGUGAAAAGGUUUUCCUAAUAUCCAGCCGGUACCUUUGUGCAUGUAGUUUUAGCCCAUUGCUUCGCGUCCUACCCUCUGCUGCCAACUGGAACAGCUCCCUGCCCUCCUCCAAAUGACAGCCUUUCAAAUAUUUAAAGAGAGCAAUCAUGUCCCCCCUCAACCUCCUCUUCUCCAAACUAAACAUUCCCAAGGCCCUCGGCCUUUCCUUGUAGGGCUCAGUCUCCAGACCCCUGAUCAUUCUUGUCGCUCUCCUCUGCACCCUCUCGAUUUUGUCCACAUCCUUUUUGAAGUGAGGCCUCCAGAACUGCACACAGUACUCCAGGUGUGGCCUGACCAAGGCAGUAUAGAGAGGGGCUAUGACCUCCUGCGAUUUUGACGCUAUGGCCCCUUUGAUACAACCCAGGAUUAAAUUAGCCUUUUUUGCCACUGCAUCACACUGACCGCUCAUAUUCAGUUUACAAUCCACUCUUACCCCAAGAUCCCUUUCGCAUAUACUACUGCCCAGAAGUGUAUCCCCUAUCCAGUAUUUGUGCUUCUCAUUUUUGUGGCCCAGAUGUAAUACUGUGCGCUUAUCUUUGUUGAAUUGCAUCCUAUUCACAGCUGCCCACUUCUCUGGAGUAUUCAGGUCUUGUUGAAUUUUAAUUCUAUCUUCUUGGGUGUUUGCUACCCCUCCCAAUUUGGUAUCAUCAGCAAAUUUAAUGAGCAGCCCUUCCACUCCUUCAUCCAGAUCAUUGAUAAAAAUAUUGAAAAGUACCGGGCCCAAAACCAAGCCCUGCGGCACCCCACUGGACACCUCCCUCCAAUCUGAUGAAACGCCGUUGACCACCACUCUUUGAGCACCACACCACUCUGACAGCAAUAAACAGCACAACUCCUGUU